Molecule: messenger RNA, 7575 nt
Organism: Mus pahari (shrew mouse)
Lineage: Eukaryota; Metazoa; Chordata; Mammalia; Rodentia; Muridae
Gene: Gsk3b
Product: glycogen synthase kinase 3 beta
Exons: 11
Coding region: 1483-2745 (420 amino acids)
Biological process (GO): extrinsic apoptotic signaling pathway in absence of ligand; negative regulation of canonical Wnt signaling pathway; regulation of neuron projection development
Cellular component (GO): cytoplasm; beta-catenin destruction complex; glutamatergic synapse
Molecular function (GO): protein serine/threonine kinase activity; tau-protein kinase activity; beta-catenin binding
Source: RefSeq, a predicted model, not a curated record
CGCGACUCGGGAGUUUCGCCGUCCUUAACUCUUCAGGCUUUUUCCCUGAGGGCCAAGAGCUCUGAUUGGCCACUGUCGCUAUUGUCGAAUCUUCUCUCUAGCCAGCCACAGAACAAGGCGAACCCUCUUCCCUUCUGUUCGGCUACCUUCGGCAUUCCUCGUUGCCGGGGCGUGGUCUCCCAGCGGCGUCUCCCCAUUGGUUAUCCAGGCCGCUCGGCUUUUUCCGGCAGGAGCUGCAAGCAAGCGACGUCUCUGAUUGGUUCCGGCUUGGGUUUCGGCUCCACAGCCGAAGCUGGCGGGCGCGGGCUCGGCGAGCGAUUCCCAGACGCCUGUAACGCGGGCGGCGGGGCGCUGGGCGGUGUAAGGGCUGGGUGGGGGAGGAAGGAGGCGGAGGACGAGUAGGAAGGGGGAGGGGGAGUGGGGAAGGGCUAGGCGGCUGCGCAGACGGCGCGCCUCGCACAGAGCAGCCCCCGACCCGGCCGAAUGCGGGCUUGUGUCGCCGUCGCCGUCGCCGCCGCCGCCGCCUGGGCCGAGUGACAAAGGAAGGAAGGCAGCGAGGAGGAGCCGGCCCUGCAGCCGCUGACAGGGCUUCGGGCUCCGGGCACAGCGCGGACACUUCCCGAGCAGCCGCUGAGCAAAGGCGAGGGGCGGAGGCCGGCCGUGCCGGGGCCACGGACGGGGGAGGGGACCCCGAGGGACGGAAGCGGUUGCCUGGUUCCCAUGUCCCCGGCGUAUGGGGAGCAGUCAGGGAGCCGCUGCCUGGGGUCUGAAGGGAGCUGCCUCCGCCGCCGCUGCCGCCAUGGCCGCUGGAUCCAGCCACCGCCUGCAGCUGCUCCUGGCGCAAUGAGGAGAGGAGCCGCGGCCGCCGCCACCGCCACCGCCCGCCGCUGACUCGCGACUGUGCUGCCCUCCGGUUCACCCGGCCGCCGCCGCCGCCGCCGUCAGACCGCCGGAUCCCGCUCGUGCCGGAGCCGCAGCGUUUGCCGUCGCAUCUCCGAGCCAUCUCCUCCCUCCUUCCCAUCCCCCUCUCUUCAAGCGUGAGGCUCGUGAUCCUUCCGCCGCUUCCCUUCUUCAUUGACUUGGAAAAAAAUCCCCGAGGAAAAUAUAAUACUCAGAGUACUUAUUUUCAAUCAAGUAUUUGCCCUCGUUCACGUGAUAUAUAUAUAUUUUUAAGGAUUCCACUCCACCCUUUUUCUCCUCUUCCAGGAAAGGGAGGUGAAAGAAUUGUAUUUUUCUCCCAGCUCUAAAUCAUCUGUGUGUUAAAUAUCCGAACCGAUCUGUCUUGAAGAAAUACAUAGCUCCUUUUUUUUCCCCUUCUUAAAUAGCUAUACAAAAGGAGUGAAAAGUCAAGAGAACGAAGUCUUUCUUUCUCUUUCUUGCGGGAGAACUUAAUGCUGCAUUUAUCAUUAACCUAGCACCCUAACAUAAAACAAAAGGAAGAAAAGGAUUAAGGAAGGAAAAGGUGAUUCAAGAAGAGCCAUCAUGUCGGGGCGACCGAGAACCACCUCCUUUGCGGAGAGCUGCAAGCCAGUGCCGCAGCCUUCAGCUUUUGGUAGCAUGAAAGUUAGCAGAGAUAAAGAUGGCAGCAAGGUAACCACAGUGGUGGCAACUCCUGGACAGGGUCCUGACAGGCCUCAGGAAGUCAGUUAUACAGACACUAAAGUGAUUGGAAAUGGAUCAUUUGGUGUGGUAUAUCAAGCCAAACUUUGUGAUUCCGGAGAACUGGUUGCCAUCAAGAAAGUUCUGCAGGACAAGCGAUUUAAGAACCGAGAGCUCCAGAUCAUGAGAAAGCUAGACCACUGUAACAUAGUCCGACUGCGGUAUUUCUUCUACUCGAGUGGCGAGAAGAAAGAUGAGGUCUACCUUAACCUGGUGCUGGACUAUGUUCCGGAGACAGUGUACAGAGUUGCCAGACACUAUAGUCGAGCCAAGCAGACACUCCCUGUGAUCUAUGUCAAGUUGUAUAUGUAUCAGCUGUUCAGAAGUCUAGCCUAUAUCCAUUCCUUUGGAAUCUGCCAUCGAGACAUUAAACCACAGAACCUCUUGUUGGAUCCUGAUACAGCUGUAUUAAAACUCUGUGACUUUGGAAGUGCAAAACAGCUGGUCCGAGGAGAGCCCAAUGUUUCAUAUAUCUGUUCUCGGUACUACCGGGCACCAGAGUUGAUCUUUGGAGCCACUGAUUACACAUCCAGUAUAGAUGUAUGGUCUGCAGGCUGUGUGUUGGCUGAAUUGUUGCUAGGACAACCAAUAUUUCCUGGGGACAGUGGUGUGGAUCAGUUGGUGGAAAUAAUAAAGGUCCUAGGAACACCAACAAGGGAGCAAAUUAGAGAAAUGAACCCAAAUUAUACAGAAUUCAAAUUCCCCCAAAUCAAGGCACAUCCUUGGACAAAGGUCUUCCGGCCCCGAACUCCACCAGAGGCAAUUGCACUGUGCAGCCGUCUGCUGGAGUACACACCAACCGCCCGGCUAACACCACUGGAAGCUUGUGCACAUUCAUUUUUCGAUGAAUUGCGGGACCCAAAUGUCAAACUACCAAAUGGGCGAGACACACCUGCACUCUUCAACUUUACCACUCAAGAACUGUCAAGUAACCCCCCUCUGGCCACCAUCCUUAUCCCUCCUCAUGCUCGGAUUCAAGCAGCUGCUUCACCGCCUGCCAACGCCACAGCAGCCUCAGAUACUAAUGCUGGAGACCGUGGACAGACCAAUAACGCCGCUUCUGCAUCAGCUUCCAACUCCACCUGAACAGCCCCAAGUAGCCAGCUGCGCAGGAAAGACCAGCACUUACUUGAGUGCCACUCAGCAACACUGGUCACGUUUGGAAAGAAAAUUAAAAAGAGGAAAACAAAAACAAAAACAAAAAACCCUGUUCAUUUUAGUGUUCAGUUUUUUUUUUAAUUGUUGUUCUUACUUAACCUUGUAAAAUAUCUAUAUAAAUACAAACCAGUUUCAUUGUAUUCUCACUUUCAGGAGAUCCAAGAGGUGGGGAGGGUUGGGUGGGGAGGAGCAGAGCACUAAACAAUCUUUCCCACGACAAUCUUUUCUUUUUAAAAUCAGAAGUCUGCUAUUGUAUACCUUAAAAACCAGACUCCUGCCUCAUGCCCCACCACAACAGAAGAAAACCUGUUCUGUGCUAGUUUAUUUUCUGGAUUUGUUUUCUUUUGAAGUCUGGCGUAAGACUUUGAUACAGUGCACAGCUUGAAAUUGGUUGGGAGCUUAGCAGGUAUAACUCAACAGGGACUUACUGUCACUUGUAAAAUGUAUACUUAUCCUUAGGAAUUUGAAGACUUGCCUUUGGCAUGUGAUGUCAGGUAUGACAGACAAAAAAAUGAAAAGGAAAAAGAAAAAAGAAAAGAAAAAGAAAAACCAAGGUGUAUCAUUGGUAGCCCGGGAGGUCACUAAAAUCUGAAGCUCUAAGGGAAGAUGAGAGAUGGAUUACUUAAGGCUUGUUUUGCUCCUGACCAGUGCAAGUGUUGUAGAUGCCGGCUGAGGAAGGAAGGUUGCCAAAGGAGAGGGCGCUACAGAGCCUGCUGGACCCUGAAGUGGAUCUUGGUUCACCUGAUCAAAGGCCGCCUGCUUAUCUCGGUAUUGUUUUGAGCUGGCGCCCUAGGAUGAGGCUGGAGAUGGGGCAGCUCUGGGUGCAUCGGAAGGCGAAUGACAGGAAGGCGGCAGGCCAGGGGCAGAUCUCACCACUGUGAGUGAAUUUUUCCAGAUUUUAAUAAAGUUGUUUCCCUUAGAAAAACACUUGAGAAAAGACAUCGUCGCUAAGUAAUGUGAACUGUUAGCCAGCCUACUGCUUUAUUUUUCCUUACUUUAAUUGAAAACCAAGCUUGCAAGAAUUGCCACAGUCUUAUGCAUAGCUCUAAUUUUAAAUCCAAAUCUAAACUCUGUAUUUAAUUUCUGCUUUUUUAACAUCAUGCUUUUUAAAUUUAUUUAUUGAUGCAUGUCAGAUCGGCCAUUAUGAUUUUAAGUGGUAGUAAUAUUAAAAACCACACAUCAAAAUAAUAAAGUCACUUGUAGUAUCUGCUGACUUUAUAGGAAAACUGAUUAUAUCAAUGUGUAUAUAUGUGCUAUAUAUACAUAUAUUCAAUACUGCCUUUUCUUUUUGUCUACAGUAUCAAAAUUGACUGACUGAAUCAUGAAAAGAAUGUUUCCCCACCAUCACCAUUAAGAGUUUUAUUUUUGUUUUCUUUGUUUAAUCAAUGAAUGGUGUAAGAAUCAGUCUCUUGAUUUGUUUUUUUUUUUUUUUUUUUUUUUAAGAAAAAGCAAUAUUCCUUGGGAAGCAAGGUGGAUUGAAGGAUUAAGUUUGUGUGAGGAACAGAACUCAUAACUAGUUUGUUGAUACUUUUAAGGUUGGUAUCUUUGUGGGCCUUAUAUACUCUAAAAUGAACCUUGGUGCUUAUGGGCCAUUACUUGACCUAUGAAUCUUUAAGGCACAAUCAGUUAUCUUUUACAUUUAAAGAUCACUUGAGUGAUGGCCACCGCUCCUUCCUUCCUUCCUUCCCACUCCCUCCCCACACAUCUCCUAAGGUUAGCUGAUGACUAGGGCUGCAGAGCCCUUGGUUAUGUAUGAGACACAGGCUCCUUUACCCUCAUUGCCUAACCUUAAGUCGUGUUGAGGUCUUGCCCUCCAGGUGGUUAAGAAGAGGAGUCUCUCGGCGGCCCUUAUACAGGCCCUAGCACCCUGCCUUGCCUCCCCAACCGUGUGUGUAACUCUCCAAGAGAGUUGUAUUGCCUGCCGAAAUGAGUUGAUGCUAGAAAGACAUCAGUGAGGCUGCGGCUGGCUGAUCUCUUCAGGCCACCGAAGGGGUUUCUCAGACCUCUGGUUAGAUCAGACUUGACAAGAAAGGAAGCAUGCCCAAAGCAAACAAAGGCGCUUUUUGUAAAGUGCUUCUGAAAUAAUUGCUGUUUGAAAGACUUCUGAAAUUAAGUAUUUGACCGCAUAGCUCCUUGAAGGAGGUGACUUGGCAGACCAUUUUCAGAAAGAAUUUGUGAAGAAUCUGAGCAAGCAGGUCUGUGGCCUGAGAAGGGAACCUGCUUUCAGAUUAAACUGCCCAGCCAGACACAGAUCCAGACUUGGUGUAUGUGCCAGAGUCCGUUAAAACCAGUGCGUGUUCUAGCAAAUGCUUCCCCCCCCCCAGAUACGGGGUAAGAGAAGGGUAGAGGAAAGUCGGGUGCUUUUCUCUCUCUCUCUCUCUCUCUCUCUCUCUCUCUCUCUCUCUCUGUGUGUGUGUGUGUGUGUGUGUGUGUGUGUGUGUGUGUGUGUGUGUGUGUUGGCAUGCAAGCGUAUAUGAGGGCUUAGGUGCACGAUUUUUCUUUCUCAAGGAUCAUGGCAGGAUCCCAGAACUCUUAUCCAAGUGAGAUCCAGGUCUCUGAAUAUCUUUUUGUAAAUAAUAAUUAAAAGCUCCUCACCAAAUUCAAGCUUGUAUAUUAUAUUUUCUUUCAGUGUUUUUAAAUUUAAGUUUUAUUGUUUUGUAUGUAAAUAUGUGGACCCAGGAACUGUUAUUAAUGAGCAAAAAGUUACUGUUCAGGGCAGGGAUUCUGUUCAAUAACCAGACAAAAAUGUAGAUGAGCUUUUUAAAGCCAUAUAGUUUUAACUCUGUACAGUAGGUACCGGCCUGUAUUAUUGUAACAAUAACUCUAGCAAUGUAUAGUGUAUCUAUAUAGUUUGGAGUGCCUUCGCUUCCAUGUUUUUGGGUUUUUUUGUUUUGUUUUUGUUUUUUGAUUUCCUUUAUCCCUGUGGCCCCCUUUCCCUCUGAAGUAACUACAGAACAGCACCUUUGCCCACUCCACAGUUUGAAUGGGGAGAGGAAACCAUGUUGGCAAUCUCACUUCAUUCUAGCCUUGCCUUUGUUCUUGGUUCUGGGUGUGUCUGUGUCCUCAGUAACAGUGACUGGUUUCCUUUCAGAUGCACUCAGUCCAUCCCGGACUUGGGAGCUCUGGGGGCCCCAGAGCUGGAGGGUGUCAGAUGGCUGGGGUUUGCUCAUCGCCUCUCCAAGCCCUGGAGUGAUCCUAAGCAGAUUCUGGGAGCUCCCAAGCUCGCUCUCUCCUCACCUACUUCCCUCCCAAAUGAAAGAUUGGGUUUGUUUUAUUUUUUUUUUUAAAUAAAUCACUGUCUUGGUGGCGUUUGGGUGCCCCGGUGACAUUGUUAGCAGUUACUGCAGGGGUGGUGUGCAGAUGAGGGCUGAGUGGGCUCAGAGCCCAUUCCUCCCUCCUACCAUCUUGCUGGAUGAAAUAUCAUUUUAAUUUCUUUUUAAAAAAAUCAAUUUCUUAACUGUGCCUAAUAUGGCCCUUUUGAAAGAAAAAAAAAAAAGUAUUCGUUUUGCCACCAACUACUUCAUGUGUCUUGAAUAGAAGAAGAAAAAAACAAAAAAUUCACUACCAAACCAAAGGUUGCUAUUUUUGAGACAUCACGAGUUCAUUGCUCACGGCAGAAGAAUGCACCUUCUCUCCCAUGACAUACUGUCAGUUUUUUAAGUCAUUAAUUUUUUUUCUUAAGGCCCAUUUCUUAGGCUUGUGUUUUAGCAAAGUAUACGUGUGCUGCCAUCUUGUCCACACCAAUGCAGAGGUCCUAAGAGGACUCCCUGUACUCUCUCCCUGUGGACGUAAAGACACUGGCAGCUCUGUUACCUGCUCUUCCCUUUGCAAGGGUUUUAACUUUGGAAUCUUCCAGAGAAAGUUUGGCCAAUGCCAGAUCUCCCAGAGUUGGGAUUUUUGUUAUUUUUUUUCUUUGUUUUAAAUCAAAUUUGUGUCUGGUUCCUAUUUACACUACUGAUUGUUCUAAUCCCAGAGAUGAACAUGUUUCUCCCCUGUAUGAGAAGUCGGUGCCCUUUAUGGUGAAACCUGUCUCUUGUGGUAGAAACUGAAGCCACUGAAAACAAACAGGUAGCAGCAGCAUGGAGCCCCAGGCCGAGGUCUCCCUUGAGAGUCUUCAGAAGCAGUCACUGGGGUCUGGGCCAGUUCCACAGGGUUAUGCCGUUUUAUUCAAGUCCAUUGCUCCGUUGUGCAGCCUCCACCGUACAAGCAAAAAGGACAGCCAGUACAUAAGGGGUUAGCUUGACAAAGUAGACUUCCUUGUGUUCAUUUUUAAGUUUUUUUUUCUCUUAACUAUAUCUGUCUACAGGCAGAUACAGAUAGGUAUAUGGAAAUGUGCUUGCCUGUAAAAUUUGCAUUUAUAAAUGUGUUGCGAUGGAUCACUUCGGCCUGUACACAUCCAAUUAGCGUGACCACUUCCAUCUUAAAAACAAAUCUAAACAAAAUUUAUUAUUAUUAUUAUUAUAUAUAUAUAAAGGACUGUGGGUUGUAUACAAACUAUUGCAAACACUUGUGCAAAUCUGUCUUGAUAUAAAGGAAAAGCAAACGCUGUGUAACAUUACUACUUGAAUGCCUUUGUGACUGAAUUUUUUUUUUCAUUUUAAAUAUAAACUUUUGUGGAAAGUAAGCUCAAUGUUUUUUUCCCCUUUCCCCUGUUCCCUUGUAAAUACAUUUUGUUCUAUGUGACUUGGUUUGGAAAUAGUUAACUGGUACUGUAAUUUGCAUUAAAUAAAAAGUAGGUUAGCCUGGAAAUGAAAUUAA